UGAUUAUCAGCAUAGUUCAACGUUCAUCAGCGUGCCAGUAUGAUUACUACAUUCGUUUUGCUCUGUUGCCUGGCGGUUCUGGUAUUGUACGUUCUCUCCUCACUGUUCCUGCUACGGAACCCGCAGAUCCUUCACACCAGGAAGCAUCUGGCGUUCUCCGCUCGGAACAUAGCACACAGAGGAGGGGCUGGAGAGAGGAUUGAGAACACCGUGGAGGCAUACACUCAUGCUGUUGAGGUGGGAGCAGACAUGUUGGAGCUGGACUGUCACAUGACUAAGGACGGUCACGUGGUCGUGUCACAUGAUGAGGACCUCAGAAGACAGACAGGAAAGGAUGUCAUGAUCUCUUCAUUGAACGUGCAGGAACUGCCCCUCUAUAAAGAGAGACUGGAGGUGACGUUCAACACAGGUCAGUUCAGCACGGGACAGGACAGGAAGUUUGCGCUGUUAGAGGAUGUCUUCAAGACAUUCCCUACAAUUCCCAUCAACAUCGAGGUCAAGGUGGAGGACGACACGCUCAUAGAAAAGGUUGCAUCUUUGGUAAGGUCUUACGGGAGAGAUGCCAUCACUGUAUGGGCCACAGAAAGCAAUGACCUCUUGUCCAAAUGCAGGAAACAGAACUCAGCCAUGCCGUUCAUGUUCACCUUGAGGAGAGGCCUUAUGCUGCUGCUAUUCUUCUACACUGGUCUGCUACCCUUCAUACCACUGAGAGAAAACCUGCUGCAGUUCUACCUGCCCAGAGUCUUCAACAGGAAGUACAUUCCAGACGAGAGCCUCCUGCGACACAGACUGGUCAUCUUCCUCAUAGAGAAGCUGACCAUGAGAAAGGCUUUGUUCGAGCACCUGGUGAAAAGAGGAAUCGAGGUGCAGCUGUUUGUGUGCAACGAAGACAGCGACAUAGAGGCCGCCUUUGCAGUGGGGGCGACAGGAGUGAUGACAGACUACCCCUCCCUCUUAUCCGACUGGCUGCGGAAACACCCCAACAUUCCACCCCGCUCUGUCAUCCAGGCUAAAAAUCUGUGACCUUACAAACACACACACACACUCACACAAAUACAGACAUACAUACACACACCACACACAAAGACAUAGACACAUACACACACACCACAUCUCUCUAUGUACACAGAUGUACCUCAACCUUCACCCAGUGACUGAGAGCAGCUCUCCCUGCCACAGGCUUCACUUCAGAGGCUACUGAACACACACACACACACACACACACACCCCCACACACACACCCAUAAUCCCCCACCCAGUGACUGCCGCAGGACUCCCUGUACUCAUACACACAGAGCUCAACUGAGCCUUUCAUCACCACAGAGGCUUCAGUUCAGUGGCUAACACUCACACACACACACACACACACA
Clupea harengus (Atlantic herring) is the source of this 1370-nucleotide messenger RNA. It is a transcript of the gene gdpd3b, whose product is annotated as glycerophosphodiester phosphodiesterase domain containing 3b. The record is from RefSeq and is a predicted model, not a curated record. Gene Ontology annotation, molecular function: phosphoric diester hydrolase activity; phosphatidylcholine lysophospholipase A1 activity. Gene Ontology annotation, biological process: glycerophospholipid catabolic process. Gene Ontology annotation, cellular component: endoplasmic reticulum membrane. NCBI's taxonomy places the organism in Eukaryota, Metazoa, Chordata, Actinopteri, Clupeiformes, Clupeidae.